This is a messenger RNA of Rodentolepis nana, 1050 nucleotides long. Lineage: Eukaryota; Metazoa; Platyhelminthes; Cestoda; Cyclophyllidea; Hymenolepididae. The record is from the annotation of a GenBank genome assembly.
AUGACAGAAAUCGAAAUGGAAAUUUCUACCCCACUUAGUUCUAGUACUGCCAAUUCUAUCACUACACCUCCUGUUGGCAAUCAAAUGGUUAGUAUUUCCUCGACUUAUGAGGAUACACUGAUGCCUGCCACAAUGCUUGACUCUACAACUGCGGUUACUGAGGAUGGUGCUGAUCAGACAACCACACCAAUUUCAUCCACAACCUCUAGUCCAACCAUUACAGGCUCACCAUCUGUUUCAACACCUGCAACUACGACGCCUGCUACAAGUGAAGCUGUGGAUUUCAGGACAGCCUUCAUGAAUCUCUUUCAGAAUCCUCUCAUACCAGCUUCCUUUAUGAAGAAUUCAAGGAAAAAUCUCCUUUGUGACGAUAAAGGUAUUCUGUCCUCCAAAUCAGAAAGAGAUAAUUCCGGGGUGAUAGUAGAAGAAGUACCAAAUCCAGAAAUAGAGGAUAAGGUCCGUGAGAUCACAAAUACUUUCAUUGAAACGUUGAAGUACGACAGAUCGUGGUUUGUCUCCCUUCUCUUUCAAAUUCGAAAGGAACAGAAACGGAGAGAAUCAAGUGAAUGUACCGAAGCCGAAUGUAUUUACAAGAUACCCUGUUACCUUUCACAGAGAUUCCUGGCCCUCUCUAUGUAUAGCGAGGUAUUCAAGAGGGAAAGGGUGAGAGAAGGUUUCGAUCUGCUUAGACGCAGACGACGAAGUCUUGAUGGUCUGGAUAUUACUGGACGGUAUACCUCGGUAGUCGAAGAUGGCGAAGCACCAGUUACUAACUGCACAGGAAUAUUUGCUAAUUAUUGCUAUAAUUCCAUUGCCUGUAUCUACGUUAAUGUUCUGGAGAGUGCGGCAUGCUCAUGCAUGCCAGGAUACACUGGUCUUCGGUGUGACCUCUACGACCUUUCCAUAACCCUUGCGACAUUAUCCCAGUUUAGUACCACCACGAUUGACAUCGAAGAACUUGAACCCGAGGACUCUGCCAAAAUGUACAGUGUUCUGGAUGCCACGGCACGAUACACCUAUUCGGCCUUCACAAUAGAUGAUAUGCCCUGA